AUGGCGGGCGGAAGGCAGUGCAGAAGGCAUGGUCGGUUUUCUCUCGUUUUUCAUCUAUUUUGCAAGGUUAGUAGCGAUUAUAGGUGGAUCAAACAGUAACAACUGUAGAAGGUAUCGUUUUAAGUAGUUUUAGAAAUGCUUGUGGUAAUGGUUUACCUUAAAUUUGGUGAGAUCCUGACUCUGAGAAAACUGAGAAAUGCGGCAAGGAUUUUGUUCCGGGUUUUGCGAACAAUGAAAGCGUGUUUAGACAAAUUUUCCCAAAUACAAAUGAAGCAAAUUAUUUUGAAGGAUUCUGGUGGAUAAGAAGCAAAAGUUGAGGAAGAAAAUAGUACAGAGAAUCUUUGCGUGCAAUUCGCCGAGCCGGCCAUGUCUUCCACACAUGCUCUCUGAUACUCUUUAAACGCGAGGAAUUCCUUCUCGCUUAGCUUUUUGCCUUCAAAGCUUUGCUUAUUUUGAUGAAUUCUAUCAUUAAAUUCAUGUUUGCUUGUUUUUAACCCGAUAUUUCGAUGAAAAACUGAAAAAUAAAGUGUGUUAUGAAGGUAAACAGCAGACCAUGAGUUGUUGAAUUUCAUUAUGCAAAUUAGGUUUAACCUCAUUAGCAUAAUGUAACAGCGGCAGAAAAUAAACUUGUAGAAAAUUCCUAGUCGCUCUACAUUUUCGAACGAUUUUCGGGUCUGUUUUGCAUAGAUAUCAUAUAUCACACAAAAUAGACAUCUUUCCUUGCAAGAUUACAUUCUUUGUUAAAUUUUUAAGAUAAUUAUGCAGAAAUAUGCCUUGUUUAUUUUUUUCCAAGCUUGCAAACGGGUGGAAUCCUCCAAAUCCUGCAGUAUGAUUGGUUCCAAGAACGGGUGGUAUUUUACGAUCUGGCCCGCUAACCCAGGUGGAAUCGUUGGCAGCUUCAUUCACAAGUUUGUUUGUUAUUUGUGAAUGAGCAAAAACUGUCAUUUUCAAACCAUUUUUAUUUUAAAACUUGUGCUAAUUAUUAGCAUUUACUGGGGAAAAGUGAAUUUUAUUAUUCAGACAAAAAGUCUGAAGGGAGAAUCAAGCAAGUCCGCCACGAAAACGGCUAAAGUAAAGCAAAACAGGUGGCUUGUGAUGUUGCUUCACUAAGCUUUAUAACCGCGCUGCAAGUACUGCAAUCUUGCUUUCAUGCACCAUUAAAUGGUGCAUAAAAGCAAGAUUGCAGUUCUAAUAGCCAAUAAAUUUUAUUGGACAUUUCUGCUCUGUUUGUAGUUUUGUCUUCCAUUUUUGCUGUUGGAAUCUUGAUUCUGCUGUUUUUUUUUUUAAAUUUUAUCUCAUUAGUUUUCUACUUAUCGGAAGAGGGUGUUCAAUCUUACAUAAACAGCACGAAUCACUUUUCCAGCACUGAGUCGGUUAUCGCCGUUUUCAUUUCUUUCUUCAUAACUUGUUGCUCACAUCGCCCUCUUUUAUUCGAAUUCAAUUCAAAACCUUAAAAUUGGUAUGGGUAAUUAGCACUUUUCAUCCUGCUUGAUUGAACUAAUCUUAAAGCUAUUUUUUAAUUAUUCAGCCGAAGAAAAUGCUUGCAUUAUUUUUUUCUUGGGGCUUUGAAUAUCAAGCUUGUCAAUUCUUUUAUCCUUGUUUGGCUCUCAGAUUAUGAAUUGUCUAACAAGACACAGAAACUGUUUUUAUUCUAAAAGAGAGCAGCAAGUGCCAUAAUAUAAACUACCGAGCCAAAAUCAUGUUGUAAUAUUUUGUUUUGGUUUGUAGUCAAUCACGCGCUUCAUCAACACAAAUGUGUCCUACUUCAACACACAUAGGUUGGAGAUUGAAGGAAAAUUUUCCUGAAACUUUUAAAUCUCAGUAGGAAAAAAAUAAAAAUGUUAUUCACUGGCCUAGGUCGGUCCAUAUUGGGAGAAACUGUGCCUUCGGUCUGAGUACCGCCCAAGGCCGUACUCAAGACCUUGGGCACAGUUUCUCUCAAUACUGACCUCCCAGCCGGUGAAUAACAUAUAUUUAUUUUUUUUGUGGAAUAUUGUGGGUUUCCUGAGGCGUUUUUAGAAAUUUCUUAUAAUUUAUAAGUUUAGUCUUAAGAAUUGUUCUCUUAGUUAAGAAUGCGAGUGGGAAAAUACUAUAUCUGCAUAUUUUGAUUUCUUAGUCUGGAAAUGUCACUGGAAAACUUUUUGAUAUUUCAGUUCCAUUGUAAUUUUAAGAUCACAGUCAUGACACGGUACCAGAAACGAUUUUUACCGUGAAGUUCUAGGGCUUGAUACUAAGUAAAAGUUAUAGUCUGAUAAUUAUGGAACAUUUAAUUUUCCAGAAAAAUGUCUGUGCGUGGCAAAUUGAACAUGAAGCACACAUUGUAAUCCUCAGAGGCCACCUGAAUGCAAACCCGAAUCAAAAGCUUGCCUUAAUCAGCAGAACUGGUAGGUAACAUUGCAAGAUACUGCUUCUAGAUAAUGUUAUCUUGAAAACACAUUUUGCUGUUGAUGCCUUGAUACCGAGCAGAAUGCAUGAUGCAAAAUAAUGUAAUACCAUUCUUUGUAUGACAGACAGUGAAUUAGACCAAUUUUUGUAUUUAUGUAUAUGUUGUAGUUAAUAUUUUAUCUCAGGUAAUUUUUGUUUUCCUUUCCUUUUUGGGUAUGACAGUGUUUGCUAAUAAAGUUGAAACAAGAAGGAAAAAUAAAAAUUACCUGAGAGAUUAAAAAUUAGCCACUAGGAACUUUGCAAGAAGCAUAUCUAUUAUGCUGCACUUCCAGAAAAUAUCCAUACCCCCCAUGAAGGGCAUGUUUACUUUAGACCCCCCCCCCCUGGAAUUUCCAUGAUACACUGUAGGGAGUGCUUGUCAUAGCCCCCCAGACCCUGCAAUUUCCGUAAAUUUUCAACUUGGUUGGGUACCCUCUGGAAAGUCAGCGGAUAACUUCAAAAAAAUACUUGACCUCGAUGGGUUGACACUUGAGCCCAUGGUAUGGUCAGGUGAUACUGGUCGGCGGAUACCCUGUUUUGACAGCUGUCAAUUGAUCACAACAUUGAUUAGGGGUGUAACAAUUCAUAUUCUUAACGAUUUGAUUCGAUUUCGAUUUGAUUAUGUAAUUGUUUCUUAAUUCUUAUAAUAUAACGCGUAAUGUUAACAACAUGCAACCCUAAACCCUCAAUUUGAGAAUAGUGACAGGGACAGGAGGAUUAACAGUUGCUUGGUUUGUCGCCAUGUUUGAGAACCUGACAAAGAGCGUGUUGCACAUGGUUUGCCUUAUUUGGAAAUUCUCAAGGGGUUGUUGAAGGACAGCAUUUUUACAGGCAACACAAAAUGGCACACGGACUGCUAUCGUCUUUGCUUGUCAAUCAAAAAUGCACAUUUUAAAGAGUUCUGGAUUCUGAUUUUACAAUAUAAUAACUCACUGAGGGCACCCUGGAAAAGGUGUACAAAAAUCGAACCAAAAUUGAAACGUGGAAGCAAAGAAUCGUGAAUCGAACCAAACGGUCAUAUUGCACAUUGAUGUGCAAUUAGUUUUCUCUUGGACUCCCAGACUAGCUAGAAAGUGUGAGAGUAAACAUUGGUUUCCCUGUGGUGAGGACGGAUGGUCCCUCGGUCGGUGUAUGGUCACGUGAUUACCAAAAUUUCUGGGAUGGGCAGAUUUCCUUAGCUAUGGGGCUCCGCACGGGGAGCUCUCCUAAAAAGACUACUACAACGUGUAUUUCAACUUUUCGUCAUCAUUUCAGGGUUUCUGUCGCUGCCUUACUGUGGAAAUGAUAUAAAAGCUGUUCACUCUCGGCAUUUCAGCAGGUAAGUGCUUUGAGUUUAUGGGAAUCCUAGUUCUUUCUGAACUGAUUUUUUCUGAAUUGGAAACUUUUGCAAAAUUCUUAGUUUGUUCUUAUCUCUACAGGUGAUGGUAGCACACUUUGGGAUUACCAAGUCAACUUUAUUGAUCAUGAUUCAUUAUUUUUUUGCUUUCUUUUUAAAAGAGAAUGCAGUCCACAUUACUCCAAUCUAAAAUUAUCAACACGGACAAUGAGAAUCCUGGUUUCUUUGGGAACUGAUUUUUUGUGGAAAUUCGACGGGGUGUAUAGGCGUUGAAACGCAUUUUGCGUAAACCGCUGACACUCAAACCGAUUUUACACAAUAAAUCAGUUAACAGACUGAAAACGUAGGCGUUGAGGGAUACUAAACUAAAAUUAUCAACGCGGACAACGGGAAUCCUGGUUUCUUUGGGAACUGAUUUUUUGUGGAAAUUCGACGGGGUGUAUAGGCGUUGAAACGCAUUUUGCGUAAACCGCUGACACUCAAACCGAUUUUACACAAUAAAUCAGUGAACAGAGAAACGGAGGGAUACUAAACUAAAAUUAUCAACGCGGACAACGGGAAUCCUGUUUUCUUUGGGAACUGAUUUUUUGUGGAAAUUCGACGGGGUGUAUGGGGGUUGAAACGCACUUUGCGUAAACCGCUGACACUCAAACUGAUUUUACACAAUAAAUCAGUGAACAGAGAAAUGUAGGGAUACUAAACUAAAAUUAUCAACGCGGACAACGGGAAUCCUGGUUUCUUUGGGAACUGAUUUUUUGUGGAAAUUCGAUGGGGUGUAUAGGUGUUGAAACGCAUUUUGCGUAAACCGCUGACACUCAAACCGAUUUUACACAAUAAAUCAGGGAACAGAGAAACGUAGGGAUACCAUUCUAAUUCAUCGGGUACUUUUCAAAUUGGAAACUUGUAGUGGAGAUAAAAAUAAAAUGACUGUAAGAUACCCCUCACACUGAGGUUCUUUCCAAAGCGAAAACUUUUUAUCUCUACAGGUAAUGGUUGAGCGAAUUUUCUUCCUAGAUUUCUAAUGUUUUUCCUUCAUUGUCUCCAGUGUUGUUGUGUUAUAUUGUCCACAACACUGGGCUUUGUAGGCUUUGAAUUUUAUUCAGUCUUUCCAGGUCAAAGCAAGUAUGUGCAUAAUUCAAGCUUAAAAUUAUUAGAUGGAGAUUUGGAAUCCUGAAUCCUGACUGACCUCAUAUGGCUGCUUUUGGUUGAACUAUUGUAUCUUCAAGUUUUAUAGUUUGGCUGGUACGAGUAUAUCACGUUAUGAAUUUCUUUUUAAUAUAUUACACACGUAGAAAGGUCUUUUAUAAUAUACAGUCGACUCCUGAUAACUCAAACCUUCAAGGGAAAUCGAAAAAGUUUCAAGUUAUCGGGAACCCGAAAAAAAUAGCCGGAAGUAAGGAAAAAAACAGUUUUUACCGCAUAGUGAACAUUUUAAUCACACUUAAUUGUAGAAAUGUCAAGUGAAAAUUAAAAGAUACUUCUAGAUUAUAAAUCAGAACAUAACAUAACAAAACCUUGAGUAAAUAGAGCAUGCGUUUUACUGUUUUGAGAAGUAAAGCUGUUUCACGUUAGAUUUGUGGCAAACAACAUCAGCCUGCAAUGGUAAACUACCGGUAUAUGCCUACAACCUGUCAAUGGGAAAUUCAAAAUUCAAUGUUUGGGACGCCAGUAGGCUGUUUUUUCCCGACUUUUAAAGGCUCAAAACAUGGUUCGAGUUCUCGAGGAUAAAAUUAUAUAGAAAUGAUCUGAGGGAAAACAAAAACUACUUUGAGCUAGCGGGAGGUUCGAGUUAUGGAGGGUUCGAGUUACUGAGGGUAAAAUUACGGUAAAUGUGUGACGGAAAUCCAGGGAAAAUCGAUUUGGUUCGAGUUAACGUGAAGUUCGAGUUAUCGGUAGUCAACUGUAUACUAUCACGAUUUCCCUUAGCAAUGGCUGGCUUUCUAUAAGAAGCCAUACUCCAUUAAGAUAUUUUUAGAGUUGAAGCAAAUCAAAGCCAAUGUUCUUUUGUGAUCGUUAUUUUAUCUGAAUAACCUCUCAUAUUGAGUCUUGUCAUCCUCUUAAAUGUCUCAGUGCACUAUUCCCUUGCCACAUUGGUGGGAGGCGAGCGCUCUCACCACUGCGCCAUCCCUUGCUUCAAAUAUCUAGUUGAAAAUCUCAGCCUUGGGUUUAUUCUUAUGACAUUCUUAAAAUUCGCAGAUUUCAGCCUCAAUAUUUUUAUAAAAUGUAUUCUGGUAAAAAAGAAAGAGUAUAGUCUUAGGGCCUCACUGUUAAUAAGUUAUUUUUCAACCCCUAGCGGGGAAUUUGCAAAGAAAUGUUUGUAUUGGAAAAUCUCCUUCGGUUUAGUGAUUUUUGGACGUGACCGUACAUAAAGGAUUGAUUCUAUUUUAAUCCUUUCUCCUUUGUUUUUUUGUCCUUAUUUUCUAACAGGUACGAGUAUUGGCAUUUUGAAUUUAUUGCUUGCCCUGCUCAUGAAGUCUACCUGUUAUAA
Molecule: messenger RNA, 6248 nt
Organism: Porites lobata
Lineage: Eukaryota; Metazoa; Cnidaria; Anthozoa; Scleractinia; Poritidae
Source: the annotation of a GenBank genome assembly